GGGCGAGGGGGCUACAUGGCGCAUGCGCACCUAACAGGAAAGUCAUCGCUCGUAAGCAUGUCUGAAGAGCAGAGCGGAGGCCCCAGCCCCAGAGAGCCCCUGGGGCGGUGCUACGAAGCGCAGCGGGACUUGGAGCAUGCCAUCAGCGGAGUCCUCCUGGCCGAGCAUCACCUCAAGGACAACCUGAGAGAGGUCAAAGCUCAGAUUCACAGCUGCAUAAGCCGUCACUUGGAAUGCCUGCGCAGCCGCGAAGUCUGGCUGAAUGAGCAGGUCGACCUCAUCUAUCAGCUCAAAGAAGAAACACUUCAACAGCAAGCCCAGCAGCUCUACUGGCUGUUGGGCCAGUUCAAUUGCCUGAUUCACCAGCUGGAAUACACCCGCAACAAAGAUCUGGCCAACCAAGUCUCCGUCUGCCUGGAGAGGCUGGGUGGUUUGACCCUCAAGCCAGAAGAUUCAGCCACUCUCCUGUUCGAAGCGGACACGACCUCUCUGCGCCAGGCCAUCACGUCUUUUGGGGCUCUGAAAACCACGCCAACUCCUGAACCGAAGAUGAUCCAUGCUGCAGCGGCACCUCUUGGGCCCAUCGUUCCGCAGACCUGCGCAGCAAGACCGGAGCAGGUUCCCUCUUCGGCGCCCCUGGCCCCCCUGCUUAAUGAUUGGCUCCUGGGGGGCCGCCCUGCUCCCCCCCACCAGGCCGGGGGCCUGCCCAGCACCGAUCUCCGGGACUGGCUCAGCAAGAAGCAAGGCGGCCUGGUGAGCGGCCAGGGCCCCAGUACCUCCAAAACUUGCAGUUUCAACAUCAGCAAUAUCUGGGGCAACCUGAAAGGCUUGGAAAACUGGCUGCACAAGAGCCAGCAGCGAAACCUUCCCGAGAAAAGCGGCCCCGCGAGGCGCCACAGCCGCAGCUCCGUCGAGCCGGAGCCGACGGAAGCCCCCGAGCCGGAGCGGGACGAAGUGGACCUUUCCGCCUGGCUGGUGACCCCCCGAGGGGCUGCCGCAGAGAAGCCCAGCCCCUUCUUCCCGCCUUUCCACGACGCCUUCGAUGCCAACGAUUGGCUCCUCAAGGCCGACUCCUGCACCAACUGCCGCGGCAACCGGCCCAAAGCCAUCGAGAUCGAAAACCUGGGCGUCCUGAAGUGCCUGAACGAGCACCUGGAGGGGAAGAAGCCGGCCCCGCCGCCCAGCCCUCCCCUGGAGGCCUGGCUGCUCCGCCAACCCCAGGCCCCCCUGACCGUCCAGGAGGUAUGCAAAGCGAACGAGACCUGUGGGAGCUUCUCCGAGUGCGUGUGCGACGAGAAGUGCGAGAAGGAGGCCCUGGACAAGUGGCUCCUCAGGAAGAAGGGGAAGGACAAGAACGGCAUGGCCCUGGAGCAGGCCGGGAGCCCCCCGGAGAAGCCGGGCCCUGCCGCCGACCGCUGGCUCUGCCCGCCCAGGCAGCAGGCGGAGGAGCGGAGGCCCCCCGCUCCGUUCGCGAUCCCCGGCGCCUUUCGGGACACCCCCCUGUCCGACUGGCUUGUCAAGCCAAGGGGUCCCCGGGCGCUCUCCCGGGAAGCGGCCGGCGUGGAAGAGAAAGCAAGCUUUGAGACGGCCUCCUCGGCCAAGGGGACGGCCCCCGGCUCUCUGGCGUCCUGGCGGCUUCCGGCCAAGGACGCGGGCGGAACCGACCGGCCCUCCGCGGAUGCCAAGUGGAUCCUCAGCAAGAAGACCCAGGAACUGCUGGAACAAACGUUUCCUCCGGCAGUUUGCGAUCUCUUUGCCUGUAUGCAGCUCAAAGCUGACAAGGAGAAGUGGCUGUACCGAACCCCUCUACAGAUGUGAAAACCCCUCACGUGACACGGCUGGAGCCAAGCGACCUUCCUGCCGACCGCCGCGCAUCCGUGACCGGGGGGACCGCGGCCCGCCUGCUGCCGUGUCAUUGUUUCUGGGUCUGACCUGCCUUUGUUCUGUUUGCCUUUCCAAACCUGGCACCGCCAAAAAGGAACGCGUUAGUUGCGCGUUACCGAUUUAGUUCCGUGUUAGCGAAUUGUGACAGGGAGAAGAGCUCGUUGGUUGAAGUGAUGCUGAGAUGAAGGUACAGAAGUGUCCCCGUAGCCUUUGCAGGAGUCAGUCUUUUUAAGGCCUUUAGCUUUUGGGAUCACACGGUCCUGGAAAGCAUCGUAGAGCACAGCGCGGUUUCAAAAUGAAAUGCCUCAAGUCGAAAGACGGCUUUCUCUUUCAGAGUAUCGCAGCCCUCGUGGCUCUUCACCUUCCUCCAUCCUUUGCCCUAUUCCAGACUGCUUCCCUUCGUCUUGAAAAUAGUCCAACUAAUUGCAAAUGCUGCCCUCGUUUGCUGUCAGGAUUUUGGAUGUGUGGAUUUUGGAGCUAUCAGAUGAGCGCGUUAGGAAAACCCACCCCGUCACCGGCUGUGGUUCGGGCAAGGAGCCCAGUGUGGCCGUACACGGGCUGAGCUCCAGCUGAAGGUUUUAAGACUUAGAAAAUGCUUGCUGAGGAUUUCAGCUGCGGUUCUUUCAGUUUUGCAACAUCCCGCAAAGGCUCUUAAUUAAGUGAACUAGGUUCGCUUUUUAUCCAGUUUGAGUUACCGAAGUUAAAAAAGCUCAGUUGCUUGACAUCCAUUAAAAUAAGGAAGAGAUCUACAUUUAGUACUUGCCCUACUAAACGAGAUUAUCGGGGCGCUCUGUGUGUCAGGAAUUCCUUCUACUGCCGCACGGCACCACUGACCUUUUCAGCUGGGGCCAACUCACUAAUGUUUCCACUGCAGUCCCAAGCAUCGGCAUACCUCUUAGAUAGAAUUGUUAUUUAAGCCUUUUGUGACAUUUUAUGAAAUAGGUUGGGGAGCAGUCGUGCCUUAGGGUCUUUGAUUAGUUGAGUGAAUUUCCCACAUUUUAAUUAAGCUGUUCCCUGAUUUUUCCGCAGUUCUCCGUGCGACUUUGAAACCUUAAAAGCUACUCAGGGGACAAAGCCUUUUUCUCCUUCUGUGAAGUUGGAGUCCGGGGAGCUUUGGUGCGGCCAAGUUCGCCCGAAAACUCGCUGGGUGAAAGCUGAAGGGAUGCGAGGCAGGGAGCACACCCCGUAAGGGCUUUUAAAGUGGCGGACCACUUUCUAGUCUCCUCAACCCUUGAUAAUCGAAGAACAGCCUGAAAUUGGUUGGCUAGGAUGCUUCCGGGCGGGAAGGGUCUGUACCAUCGAGCAAGUCAGAGCCUGCCGCUAAGUUUUCCCACUUGGGUCAGAUCCCUUCAUUUCAGCAUCCCUUUAGGCUAUUAGAAGUUGGCUAGCGUUUGUCCAUUCUUUGUAACUUAACCCGUGUUAUUACCUUCUCGUUGACUUUUAAUAUGCCGAUUAGUCUGUAAAACAUUGUUUGCAGUAAUGCCUUUUCUACGACUGCUGACUUGCGCAUUAAACAUAGCAGCCACAAA
Tachyglossus aculeatus (Australian echidna) is the source of this 3413-nucleotide messenger RNA. It is a transcript of the gene NCOA4, whose product is annotated as nuclear receptor coactivator 4. Gene Ontology annotation, molecular function: transcription coactivator activity. Gene Ontology annotation, biological process: intracellular iron ion homeostasis; response to hormone. The record is from RefSeq and is a predicted model, not a curated record. Lineage: Eukaryota; Metazoa; Chordata; Mammalia; Monotremata; Tachyglossidae.